Phaeoacremonium minimum UCRPA7 is the source of this 4122-nucleotide messenger RNA. Its product is annotated as putative kinesin-ii 85 kda subunit protein. Lineage: Eukaryota; Fungi; Ascomycota; Sordariomycetes; Togniniales; Togniniaceae. Bases 1 to 4122 code for a protein of 1373 amino acids. Gene Ontology annotation, molecular function: plus-end-directed microtubule motor activity; microtubule binding; ATP binding. The record is from RefSeq and is a predicted model, not a curated record. Gene Ontology annotation, cellular component: spindle microtubule; nucleus. Gene Ontology annotation, biological process: microtubule-based movement; mitotic spindle assembly. The transcript has 6 exons.
AUGGCUUCACGCAUCGACCGAAAUGGCGCCAUCUCCCCGGCCGAGUCUCUGGUGUCUGUCGCGACGACGGCGACGCAAGGCACCAAGCGUAAAGAACGCGAUUUUGAGGACGACGUCGGCGAAGAGACAAACAUAAAUGUCGUGGUCAGGUGUAGAGGACGCAACGAGCGAGAGGUCAAGGAAAACAGCGCUGUUGUCGUUACCUCGGACGGCGUAAAAGGGAAAGCUGUCGGGCUCUCUAUGGGUCCAAAUGCGCUGAGCAACAAGACGUACACCUUUGACCGCGUCUUCUCGCCGGCGGCAGACCAGAGCAUGAUCUUUGACGAUGUGGUCAAGCCAAUUUUAGAUGAAAUGCUAGCCGGAUACAACUGCACCAUCUUUGCCUAUGGACAGACUGGCACUGGAAAGACUUACACAAUGUCCGGCGACAUGACCGAGAGGCUGGGCUUUCUGUCUGAUGCCGCAGGUAUCAUACCUCGAGUUCUCCAGACCCUCUUCAACAAGUUAGAAGGUGACGACACUGAAAACUGCGUCCGGUGUUCCUUCAUUGAGUUGUACAACGAGGAGCUACGAGAUCUUCUUUCUCCGGAAGACGGCGUGAAGUUGAAGAUCUUCGACGACACGUCACGCAAGGGACACGCGACCACUGUUGUUCAAGGCGUGGAAGAACGUCACAUCUUGAGCGCCGCAGACGGAAUCAAACGCCUUCAAGAAGGCAGUGUGAGGCGACAAGUUGCUGCCACGAAGUGCAAUGAUCUCAGCAGUCGCAGUCAUACCGUCUUUACUAUCACGGUGCAUGUCAAGAAACCAGGCGAGAAUGGUGCAGAAGACUAUCUCAGCUUGGGAAAGUUGAACUUAGUAGAUCUGGCGGGUAGCGAGAACAUUCAACGAUCGGGAGCAGAGAACAAGCGCGCGGCGGAGGCUGGUCUGAUCAACAAGAGUUUGCUCACGCUAGGCCGAGUCAUCAAUGCGCUGGUGGACCGAAGCUCCCAUAUCCCAUACAGAGAAUCGAAGCUCACCCGGUUGCUUCAAGAUUCCUUGGGAGGGCGGACCAAGACCUGCAUCAUCGCGACCAUUUCGCCAGCCAAGAGCAACCUCGAAGAGACCAUUUCGACUCUUGAUUAUGCUUUCCGUGCCAAAAACAUCCGCAAUAAGCCUCAAAUCAACCAAGUCAUUAACAAGAAGACGUUAUUGAAAGAAUUCACGGCAGAGAUUGAGAAGCUCAAGAGCGAGCUUAUUGUCACCAGACAACGCAGUGGUGUCUACCUGUCCAAUGAAGCAUACGAGGAGAUGACGGUACAAAGCGAGUCUCGACGAAUUCUUGCGGAAGAACAGGCAACGAAGCUCGAGAUGCUAGAGAACAAUCUUCGGAACAAGGUACAAGAACUUUUCUCUCUGACGACGAGCUUUAUGGGGUUGAAGAAGGAUCAUGACGGAACCAAGGCACAGCUCGAUGAAACAAAAGAAGUGCUCGACCAAACUGAGCUUGUCCUUGCUGCAACCCGUAAGACUCUAGCCGAAGAGACACUAGUGAGGAAAGCACACCAGGAGACUGAGCAGAAAUUGAGUGCCAUUGGUGGAGAGCUAAUCACGACACUGGGGAAGACGGUUGGGGAUGUUGAAGGUCUCCGAGCCAAGAAUAAAAGGAAGUCGGACCUACAAAGCCUGAACAGAAGCACAUGGAGCAUGUCCCAAGCACAGGUGGCUGAUAUUACUGAGCUUGUCGAGAACCGCAUACAAGAGUUCCAGAAGGGCCAAGCAGACCAUAUCUCCAAUAUCUCUCAGAGGAUGCAGAACUUCGUCCAGGAAGAACUAAAGAAGCUCUCUUCCACGCAAUCUCUGCUCGACGAGAAUCUUAAUCAAUUCAUGAGAUCAAAGAAGGUGCUUGCUGAGCAGAAAGACAAGUCAAAAGAUGAGAUGGACAAUGUUCUUGAGGAGAUCAAAGUUGUCCGAGACAACAUCAAGGAGCGUGUCGGUGAAAGCCUCCAUACUAUCGCAACAGCCGCGGAAAGAAUCGCUGAAGAUGUGCUUAGCGAACUGAGCACAUUCCACAAUCAGCUGCAUUCUUCGUACAGCUCUCUUGGGAAAGACUGCAAGUCGAUCUUCGAUGAGUUGCUCCGUCAUAUUAGCGUGCAGCGGAGCGAAUCAGAAAGCCUUCGACGACAGCUUGAAGGAGCAAGCGAAAACAUGGUUCAGUCAAAUGCUUCGAUAUCGACGCGGAUUCAGGAUGUUGUUAGCGAAGAAAGGAGACAGGCUGCUGAGGAUCGACAGAAACUAUUGGCACAGAUAACCAGCCUCAUCAAUGCCCAGGCCGAGAUUCAGGAGUCUCGUCUUGCUAGCCGGACUGCACUGAUUCAAGAUACUAUUCUGGACUCAAACACCGAAUUCCAAGGAGAAGUCACGAAAUACUCCCAAGCCAUGGAUGGUUGGGACUCCAAGGAGUCUCGGUUCUUGGAUGAUGUGACCAAAUCACGCGACGCCCUCAAAACGAAAUUGAAGGACGAUUGGACUGUGGCAAACGGCCAUAGCAGCUCAAUUCAAACCACCACCAAGUCUGUGCAUGCUGAAACCGUUCGUGUUGUUAACGAGCAGUUAAGAGAUCUGGACGUCCAGAUGAAGGAUCUAGACGAUUUUGUCACCCAUGCUCGAUCCCACAAUAGUCAACACCAUGCUCAGCAUGAUGAGUCUUUGCAACAGCUGUCAACUACGGUCGAGACAUCGUUUGGCAACAUCUCAGCCGAUUCCAAGGCCACCUACGAACGGGUCAAGGAUCUCGGAGAUGCGAUGGAUGCUGACACCAUGAAGCUGCGUGAGCAUCUUGACCCCAUAGAGGAGGAUUUCCGGCAACCCCUUGCGACCCUGCGCGAAGACAUCUCAAGCACCAUCCUUCGAGAGUAUGAACCGACCGGCGAUACUCCCGCAAAAAUCCAGUAUCAGUAUCCGACUGAACUUCCGCGAACGGCAGCUCACCAAACCCUCAUUGGCAGCGUGCCAGACGUUCCGUCGCCAAGCAAGGCAACCCAGCCGAUCUUCAACGACUUUGAUACAUCGGACAGGGCAAGAUCACCGUCUCGACCAACGUCUUCUGGCCUGGGCUUAGAGCGCAACCCUCUGAGCAUGUCUCUCCGCGAGGUGAAUCCUAACUUGACUACCGGAUCUAGCAACGCUCUCUCAAUAUUCCUUGCACCUUACCUUACCGUAAUUACCUCGUUUACUACCCUCUGCAACGGCAUCAUCAACAUGGACCCCGAAACGAAAACAAGCGGUACUCAGGAUGUCGUGCUGUACUACAGCGAGGGAUGGAAUCGCCCCGGCCGUUUGAAGGUGGUCGUCCCCAACGGAUCAGUCGAAGAUAUCUUUCAGAUUGAAGGUUUCAGGGCUCUCCAAAUACAUCUGGGUCCUAUGACUGAUGUUCUGCUUUGCCCGACACUUGCCUCGCACGAUACACUACUCGGCCCUCCUCCACUCAAGAUCAUCGUCAUCAAAAACCUGAUCGUCAUCUUCCAGGCUCUGUGCAUUCUACAGGAUGUAUGGCCGCCCAUGAACGCGGCCAGAAAUUUCAUUCAAGAUGCCUACUAUGGUCUGGAGAAGACGCUGAGUAGCAUCUUCUCGAUUGAGAAAUUAAGAGGCGAUAGAAAGCAUGGAAACCUUGUGCGCGCGAUCAUCACCAUGUACACCAACGCCCGCCGAGAUGAAAGGCGUUCCUGGGAGACCAAAGGCUCACCACCAGUCGCAACCGAUAGUCUUGUUUGCCUGCUCCACAGACUGGUAGACGAAUGGAUCCGAUUCAAUGAUUCCGGCCGCCCGCUGCAUCCAAUCCGUCUCUCUCACAAGGAAGAUCGCCCUGCGCUCUUUAAACUUCGACACUUUGUCAUGGAGACAUACGUUUCCGACCAAGUCCGCAUUGGAGAGAUUUUCCAUACCAUGUGGUUUUGGAUCGACAAGAAGAAUCGAAAGCGGGUUCGACCUCCCCUCACCAUCAAGAAACCCGCCAACCUGGCGCGUCUGGUGAAGAGGAAGGCUCGUAAGAACAAGAAAUCUCUCAAGCAGGCAAUCGAAGAUGGUGUCACGAAGUUCGGUCAUCUCAUGGAGGAUAUCGCCAAUAUAAAGCUUGUAUCCUGA